UCUCCUCCCCCGGCGGGCUCCGCGGAGCAUUGUACUCACAUCCGGGGCUGGGUUUUGCUUUAAUGCGAAACGUAAUUAACCCGGAAAAAAGAGCCGAGAGACAGGAGAGAAGAAGGGGGUAAAGAGGAGGGGGAGAAGAGCGUGAGGCGCGACAGACACGGAGAGUUGGGCAGCGCGAUUAAGAAAUCCCCACCGCCGGGGAGGCGGUCCUACUCCGAUGUAACCCACCCUGACGAGCCCCGGCCCCUGCACCGCAGGGGUGAUGUGAGCAGMGCCCAGGAAUGCCUUAUGUGGAUCGGCAGAACCGAAUCUGUGGGUUUCUGGACAUCGAGGAGAAUGAGAACAGCGGCAAGUUCCUGCGGAGGUACUUUAUUCUGGACACCCAGGCCAACUGCCUUCUGUGGUACAUGGACAACCCCCAGAACCUGGCAGUUGGCGCAGGGGCUGUUGGAUCUUUGCAGCUGACGUACAUCUCGAAGGUGAGCGUAGCUACCCCAAAGCAGAAACCAAAAACUUCAUUUUGCUUUGUCAUCAAUGCCCUGUCUCAGAGGUAUUUUCUUCAAGCCAAUGACCAGAAAGACCUGAAGGACUGGGUCGAAGCCCUGAACCAAGCCAGCAAGAUCACUGUACCCAAAGGUGGGAGCCUUCCCCUGGCUACUGAAGUUCUCAAAAGCCUAACAACUCCUGCAGCCCUAGACAAGAAGCCACAGGUGGCCUACAAGACCGAGAUCAUCGGAGGGGUGGUGGUCCACACACCCAUCAGCCAGAAUGGCGGGGAUGGACAGGAAGGGAGUGAGCCAGGGUCCCAUGCCAUCCUUCGAAGGUCUCAGAGUUACAUCCCCACGUCAGGCUGCCGUGCUUCUACCGGGCCUCCCCUCAUUAAGAGUGGCUACUGUGUGAAGCAAGGGAAUGUGCGGAAGAGCUGGAAACGUCGCUUCUUUGCCCUGGAUGACUUCACCAUCUGCUACUUCAAGUGUGAGCAGGACCGAGAACCACUGCGCACUAUAUAUCUCAAAGAUGUUCUCAAGACCCAUGAGUGUCUGGUCAAAUCUGGUGAUCUCUUAAUGAGGGACAACCUGUUUGAAAUAAUAACAAGCUCCCGGACCUUCUACAUACAGGCGGAUAGUCCAGAAGACAUGCACAGCUGGAUUAAGGAGAUUGGGACAGCUGUCCAGGCCCUCAAGUGCCACCCCCGGGACAUAUCCUUUUCCAGAUCCAUUUCUUUGACUCGACCUGGAAGUUCCGGCUUCACAGGGGGGCCUAACUCUGUCUUCUGCAGAGGGCGGCCACCUGUGGAAGAGAAGAAAACCCUCUGCAAAGCCCCUUCUGUGGCCUCUGCUUGGCAACCCUGGACACCUGUCCCCCAGGCUGGGGAAAAGCUGCUUCCAGCUGAAGAGACUCCAGAGGACUCUCUGUUCAUGCCUCGACUUGGGGAGAGCAGUACUGCUGGGGUGUUGUCAGGCUCCCGAAUAAGGCACAGAUCAGAGCCCCAGCACCCCAAGGAGAAACCCUUUGUGUUCAACCUUGAUGAUGAAAACAUACGGACCUCUGAUGUGUGAUGAAGCACAGUGCCGUGGGAGGAAGUGGGGGAGGGAGGGAGGACUUGAGAGAAAGAGGCCGUGGCUCAUUUUCUCUCCUUGUUGGAGGACAGUCAGAGCCCUUAAUGGCACUCAUAUUCCUGUGGAUGCUGUGUGGGAGGGGCCCAGCCAAGUGGCUUUUUUUUUUUUCCCCUUUUUUUGUAUUAUCAAUGCAGUAUAUUUAAUUUGGGGGAAAUCACUAGGUUAGAUCUGUAGGCAUACUCAGUGAAGAGAGAGCAGCUUGCCUCUUGUUGAUCUAUUCCAAGGUCUUUUGUGUGAUGGGCUAUCUUUAGCAUCUCCGUUCCUGAAGAGGUUGGGAGUCAUUUCGCCCUUACCAAGUUUUACUUCCUUGUCCUUGUUUUUAGUUUUUUGUUUUGUUUUGUUUUAUUUUGUUUUGUUUUCAAUCUGGGCACAGGCUCUUAGGCCAGUCACCUGGUUUUAGUCCAUACCUAUGUAUUGGUUCAAGUUUGUGAAGCAGGUAACUAACCCAGCUGAAAGGCUGAAAGGCUUCAGAGUAGGGGAAAACCCAGAUUCUGGCUUGACAGGGAGCCGUUCUGAGAGGUAGUGUUUAGAAUCUGGAGGGUGGCCUUUAGAAUAUGUCUGCAAGGGUGGGUCCCCUAGGAUACCUCCCAGGAGAAGAGAUGGGGAUCUUUUGUGAGGCCUGAGGAAUAAUUCAACUCUACUGCAUGAGCCAGUUUUGAAAAUUACUCUGUUCUCUUGAUGCUAUGACCCCAAAUGUUAUAGAUUGAGGAACAGACCCAUUAGAAUUGUUUCUUUAUCAGGCCCCAAGGACCGGGUAUAUCAGUGUUAAAUACUAUGACUGUUGAGAACAGAACAGACAUUUCCCUUGAUAAUGGUGUUACUUGGAAUGUGUGGGGUUGGUAAGCGUGUGAUAAUUCAUGUGUGUGAUAGAUCAAUCUCUAUCUCAGAGUUUUAGAUAGGUUAAAAGCAGGUGCUGAGAAGAGAUGGAUCAUCCUGCUAAGUUUUUUGAUCCAUGUUUUCUGGAUAGGAGAAAAGUUUUAUUCUGGUAAAGACAGAUUGCCUUGAGUCCUUGCCUCACAGCUCUUUUUGAUGGGCCAACAUUUGUCUAAUUUUAAGUGCUGUUUAUUAUAUACCUUGGCAGAUUUGCUUUCUUUUUGUCCUUUCUGUUGCCCUUUGGAUGGAGUUGUGUGUGCUUGCAUGAUCAGACCCUGUAAUCUGAUGAGGUUCCAUGUGGAGAAAUACAAAGAUAAUCUUGAGAUUAUAUUUUAGUGGAAUAAAAAUGGGGCAUAAAAGCAUUGAUUUAGAGAUUACGAAUUACUGACUAUAGAGAUUUCCCAGGAGGAUGAGUUGCCCAAACAAAUUUGAGGACAUAUUUUCUUCUACUGGACAAGAUACUAUUUCUAGUGUCCUUGGGCACAUUUGCCUAUCCAGUUUCUUUAGUGCAUUUUUGCUAUCAGAAACUUAGGAGGGUUUCAUAAAGGGAUAGAGAACUUGGCUUAUUUCUAUCAGUAGCUUUCAUCAGCUAGAUCAGUUAAUUAUACUUUAAUUGAAAAUAGUGACUAGAGGAAGAGACUAAGCAUUUUUUCCUAAAUAAAUCCCGGCUCCUCCUUGUGUCCAUAUCUAA
Messenger RNA from Urocitellus parryii (Arctic ground squirrel), 3183 nucleotides. It is a transcript of the gene Plekha2, whose product is annotated as pleckstrin homology domain containing A2. The record is from RefSeq and is a predicted model, not a curated record. NCBI's taxonomy places the organism in Eukaryota, Metazoa, Chordata, Mammalia, Rodentia, Sciuridae.